CCGAUACCAGAGUAUUGUGAUUAACACAACACCAUCUGGAGUCCUCAGUGGUUAAGCAUGAAUAGGGGACGAGAGGACUUAUGUUGCCUCUUUGUCGCUCUCGCGCUCCGACCUCACAGCCGAUGCAUAUACAGGAGGAACCAGCUGGCAUGGCAUCCUCACAUACGUUAUGCCUCGUCCUCGAACCCUCCGUCACCGGCUCCCAAACAACAAGAGCUUCCGAAGAAACCCAGUGUCCCUCUACAUGUUGGCCUGGACCGCAACCCUGACGCCGUGUCGGCCAUCUCCCGAAUACCUAUACCACGAGGCGAACGAGGCGAGAAAUUCACCCCGUCUGUCCUCUCACGGCCACUAGGACUUGAACAUCCUCCUCUGCCGGGACAGAACAGCCCCAUUGAUGCUCGCUCGCUGCGCGAACGCAAGGAGGAUUUCGCAAACUACCAGAAAGCGCUUGAGCGUCGGCGAAUCUACCUGCGUUCUUAUUUCCGCCCGUACUUCCAAGAAUGGAGUCGCACCGAACACUACAAGGGCAAGAGCUUCGUGUCUAACGAGCGCCUUUUCCGACGGGACAAGGCUCUCUAUUUCCCCAACAUCUGGGGGCCGACACUUGCAAAAGAAGGAGACGGUCCCGACGGCGGAAGAGACAUCACACCUACCAUCACGGGCAAAAUCUCGCUCAUAGGCAUGCAGUCUGGCCAGUGGGCUGAAGAACAGGUCGACACAUUUUUCGGCCCGAAGGACAACCCUGACUUGUCUGGGAUUAUCGCAGCGAGCAAUGGGUUGGUCCAACGUGUCGAUAUCAAUAUUCAAGGGGAUUGGAUUCGUGCAUGGCUCGUCAAAAUGUUCCAAGGACGACUACGGAGCAUGAUCCCCGAUGACCGCUGGGACAAAUAUUUCAUGAUCAAACUCCCACGAGAUAUUCGACGAGGGCUGACAGACGAUGUGCGAGACGCCAUGGGCCUUUUGAAUUCCCAAGUGGGUUAUGUCUAUCUGGUCGACUCCAGCUGUAAAAUUAGAUGGGCCGGAAGUGGCCAUGCAUGGGAAGGCGAAGUCGCCGGUCUCAACUCCGCUCUUCAAAGACUGAUACAAGAAGAACGAAAAUUACAGUCAUCAUAACAUCCCAUGUCAAAAUCGUGCUUGGUCCUCGAUGGAGCUUCAAAUAGACCGCGCUCCUCUGGAACGCCUCCAUCCAAAAUCAAACUGCUCAAGAUAGUUUCCCAACGCCGAAUCAGCACAAUGCCUGCCACAAUUACCACCUAGCCAGAUUCCUGUCGUUCAAUCAUCAUGGUCAAUGCGACCUAAGCAUCACAAUUUUCCGGUUUAAUGCUAGAAGGCAGCAGUCAGCAAAAAGGCUUUUCGGUUUCAGAAGACGAUCAUACAUACCCACACUUGGGACAUACUUCGUCCGACUCCGCGCCGUCCAAGAUCUCAUGCACGACCCUACACUUUUUUGAUGCGGCCUUGUUAUCAGUCUUCUUGGUCGUUCUUGAAGAAGCAGCUGCCUUGUCGCACAUUGAGUGAACAUAGUACGGAGCCGGGCGUGCAGUGCCAGGACAGCAGCUCCAAUGGUACGUAUAGUAAAUACACAUGAGGUAGACUUUUGUGUCUUGAUCGUCGAAUUAUUGAAGGAUGACGAUCUCAGAGGUACCUGAGCCGAUUGAUUGGUAGUCGAAACGAGACUGGCAGUAGUUUGGUACAAAUAUCGAACUUUCCGGUCACCUCUUCUGUCGAUAGAGAGAGGCUAUCUCAAUUGUUCUCGUGCAAUCGGUGUUCUGGGUUCGGAGAUAAUAUGGUCCAUUCCUCAAUCCCUUUUGGGAGAGUGACCAGUCAGGACCUUUCAAUAUAAUAUAGAAUCGCCUCUCCUGGCAACCAC
This is a messenger RNA of Exophiala oligosperma, 1873 nucleotides long. RefSeq lists its product as uncharacterized. Lineage: Eukaryota; Fungi; Ascomycota; Eurotiomycetes; Chaetothyriales; Herpotrichiellaceae. The transcript has a single exon. Bases 58 to 1116 code for a protein of 352 amino acids. Gene Ontology annotation, biological process: mitochondrial proton-transporting ATP synthase complex assembly. Gene Ontology annotation, cellular component: mitochondrial inner membrane. The record is from RefSeq and is a predicted model, not a curated record.